Messenger RNA from Zychaea mexicana, 1971 nucleotides. Its product is annotated as cytochrome P450. The transcript is spliced from 2 exons. Gene Ontology annotation, cellular component: membrane. The record is from RefSeq and is a predicted model, not a curated record. Bases 146 to 1699 code for a protein of 517 amino acids. Gene Ontology annotation, molecular function: oxidoreductase activity, acting on paired donors, with incorporation or reduction of molecular oxygen, NAD(P)H as one donor, and incorporation of one atom of oxygen; heme binding; iron ion binding. NCBI's taxonomy places the organism in Eukaryota, Fungi, Mucoromycota, Mucoromycetes, Mucorales, Lichtheimiaceae.
GCCGCACAUCAAGUAUACUCACACACCAUCAUACGAUAAACGAUUCUUUCUCUUUCUUUCUCUCUCACACUUGGAUAUUCUAUUUUUUUUGGCUCUCCAAUUUGUAUAUUAAUCUACUUUUAGGUAUAUAUAAUACAACUUAACCAUGUCAUUAAGCUGGGACACCAUAACAUCGGCCAUAGUCACACUAGUUACGGUGUCUGUUGGUUUUUUCAUCACCCAAAUCGCACACGCCUAUCUAUGGGACGGCAAGAACGAGAACGGUACAUCCAAAUCACCAUGGGCACCGAGUCCUUCGAAUUUGCCGUUCUACUGGAACGGAUACAAAGCUUUCCGUCUGCAUAGCUAUCUCGCCCUGACGGAUUGGUCAAAACAAUUACAAACUAGCAUAUAUACUGUUAAAUUGAUCCAAAAGCGUGUGAUUGUGUUGAGCCAUGCUGACGUGGUGCGCAAGGCCUUGGUGGAGUUGGAACAGUCCAAUUCGUCUCGUUCUAUUACAACAGAUGCGAUCGAAACAGUGAUGGGUGAUCAAGGAAAAACGGUGUUUACGGCUCAAUUUUCGGCGUAUUGGGGACGCCUUCGCCGAGCUAUCAACAGAGUCAUGCGUCAUGUGGUUGUGGAAGACAAGGGCUUGAGCACAUUAGUGCAAGAAGAAGGCAAGGUCGAUCCGGAAUUGUUACGGGAAAGAAUCAACCGAAUGGCCAUGGAGGCAGUAAUUGAGAUGGUCAUGGGCAAGCAAUCCGAGAUGCCAGCAGAAUGGGUGGACGCAUUGAUGCAAGUAUGCAAGGAAACUGAGCAACUCCAGUCAAGCCGAUUUUAUUAUCGCUACGGUGCAUUGGUCCCGAUCAUUCGUACGCUGGGAGUCGUGUUGGGUGGCCAUCAACCCGUCGUUCAGCUCCGAAAUAGCGCUCUGGACAUUCUGCUCCGAAUGCAACAAGGCAAUGUUCCUGAAAGCUUAAAGCAUGUCGAACCUUCAAAAAAUGAUCCUACACCAGAGCCCAUUGCACCCGAUGAGAUUUUGACGAACUCGCUGCACCUUAUCAUGCACGGAUACCGGUUCCUUGCCUCCUCUCUGUUCACGCUCCUGCAGCGUCUGGCCAGUCAAUCUUAUGAUAUCCAGGCACAUGUUGCUGCAUCGCCAGCAUUUGCGACAAGCUUUGUCGCCGAAACGAUGCGCUAUACACCGCCUAUGCGAUUGUACACACAUACGGCACGAUCCGAUCAUGAUUUAGUAUGGAAUGGCAAGAGUUAUCGUGUGGAUGAAGGCACGCCCUUGGUGGUGAAUCUCGAUAUGAUCCAUUUCGACCCGCAAUACUAUUCCAAUCCCUACAAGUUUGAUCCUGAACGGUUUUUGGUAACCACUUCUGAGACAACAACAACAACAAAAGGUGUGUUAUCGCUGCCGUCCAUUUUGGAUGACCGUGGUGAUAAUGACGAGGAAGGCGCAAAAAAGAAUAAGAAACAAGAAAAGUCGUCUGUUCGGGACCAUCUGGCGUUUGGUGUCGGAAGGAGAGCCUGUCUUGGAAGCCGUGCAAGUCAACGGGUGAUGGUGGCAAUGCUGUCGCAAAUCGUCAAGAAAUACAAAUUGAGGGGUGGCGAUCCUGAUUCUGUGGUCGAUCAUGCUAGCGGAAUUUGGUCUUGGACAGGCCGGACCGACACGAAAGGGGCGACGAUCGAGUUUAUCCGCAGAGGAGUGUAGCAUUUGCAUAUACAAUAGCAGUACAUAGUAGUGUAUUGGUAGUAGCUAUUCGGUUUAUAUUAUACGCACAGUAUUAAUGGCUCACUCCUAAUGAAAUCACCCGGUAAUGGAAAGCAACUUUUUUUUUCGUUCAACAUGUAAUUUAUAGUAAGAGUAAGAAUAUAGAAAAGGGGAGAUGCUGCAUUCUGAUGGCAAGGGUGGCUGUUGUUUUCUCCGUCCAUAUAUUCAAUUGUAUAAUUAGUCAGUAUUGAUACCCCUCUCACAUAUACACC